Microthlaspi erraticum is the source of this 981-nucleotide messenger RNA. The record is from the annotation of a GenBank genome assembly. Lineage: Eukaryota; Viridiplantae; Streptophyta; Magnoliopsida; Brassicales; Brassicaceae.
AUGGCUGAGUCUGCAACGAAAAAGACAUCAGCUUCGAUGAUGAUGAUGCCAGACUGGACGCAGCUCCCUGAAGAGAUACUUGAGUUUAUCUCCGAGAAACUGGACAACUGUUUCCAAGUUAUUCAUGCUCGUUCUGUUUGCAGCUUCUGGCGAUCCACAAUCCCCUUUCCUUGUAGCCUGUUACGCCCAAGUUACUCUCUUCCCACCUAUCCUAUUGAGAAGGUAGGCUUGUGCUCCCUUGAGAAGAUCCCUAUGUUCCUCUUUAGAGUCCGUACUCUUGAUGAUGCUGCGUCGGCUUCUGUGUUUUUCCUGGGACGAAUAGGCCGUAGGGAUCAUAUAGAGCUUUCAUCUCCUAUUCAGUGCUCAGUGAGAGUGAAGAUUGGAGAAUCAGAUCCAACCUUGAUCAACAUGCUAGAUUGUCAGAUCCUCUCUCUGGGGCAUCAGUAUAGAUUGAUAAACUGGAGUCCUGAGGGAGUGAAAACAACUACAACAAGUGUGGCUUGUCUUCCGCUAAAUAAGGAAAGAAGAAUGGAAUUUGUUGUGCUUGUCAACUACCAAGGAGCUUUGUUUGUAUUAACAAGUGGUGCCAAAAGGAAGUGGAAGCUGCUUGAGAACAACAACUGUGGUUAUCGAUCCUUAUUCCCUGGACGUGACUCUCCUGAUUCCAUUGGAGCCUCAAGGAUAUUUCCAACAUCUGGUAAUGAUGAACUCCUCCUGCUUGACGAUCUCCAACGUAGCCGGGCCGCAUGUAGACUGAGUAGGCUAGACGAGGAGGAGGGUAAAUGGGUCGAGGUCACCGAUUUGGGAGACCGUGUUUUGUUUAUUCAUCGUGGACACUUGGGAAACGUAUGCUGCUCGGCUAAAGAGUUUCCUGAUGGUUGUUGCCUGACCGGGAACUCAAUUCUGAUCACCCGUGGGACAGGCGAAGAAGUAUGGGGCACCUUGAAAUGUGAUGGAAGAGAGGAAGACUACCUCAGGUGA